Messenger RNA from Emys orbicularis (European pond turtle), 744 nucleotides. It is a transcript of the gene GSX1, whose product is annotated as GS homeobox 1. Gene Ontology annotation, biological process: regulation of DNA-templated transcription. Bases 1 to 744 code for a protein of 247 amino acids. The transcript is spliced from 2 exons. Lineage: Eukaryota; Metazoa; Chordata; Testudines; Emydidae. The record is from RefSeq and is a predicted model, not a curated record. Gene Ontology annotation, molecular function: DNA-binding transcription factor activity, RNA polymerase II-specific; sequence-specific double-stranded DNA binding. Gene Ontology annotation, cellular component: nucleus.
AUGCCGCGCUCCUUCUUGGUGGACUCGCUGGUGCUGCGGGAGGCGAGCGAGAAGAAGAGCGAGAGCAGCCCGCCGCCGCCCCUCUUCCCCUACGCCGUGCACCCCUCGCACCCGCUGCACGGGCUGCCCCCCGGCGCCUGCCACUCGCGCAAGGCCGGGCUGCUGUGCGUGUGCCCGCUGUGCGUCACCGCCUCGCAGCUGCACCCGCCGCCCCCGGCCCUGCCGCUGCUCAAGGCCUCCUUCCCCCCGUUCGGCUCGCAGUACUGCCACGCGCCCCUGGCCAGGCAACACUCGGCCUCCUCCGCUGUCAGCGUCAGCCACGCGCCGGCCAUUUACCAGACCGCCUACCCCCUGCCCGACCCCAGGCAGUUCCACUGCAUCUCCGUCGACAGCACCUCCAGCCAGCUGCCCAGCAGCAAGCGGAUGCGCACCGCCUUCACCAGCACGCAGCUCCUGGAACUGGAGAGGGAGUUCGCCUCCAACAUGUACCUCUCCCGGCUCCGGCGCAUCGAGAUAGCCACCUACCUGAACCUCUCCGAGAAGCAGGUGAAGAUCUGGUUCCAGAACCGCCGGGUCAAGCACAAGAAAGAAGGCAAAAGCAGCUCCCACCGAGGAGGGGGCUCUGCCCACAGUUGCAAAUGCGCCUCUCUGGCCACCACAAAGUGCUCGGAGGACGACGAGGACUUGCCCAUGUCUCCAUCCUCCUCAGGGAAAGACGAUAGAGAUCUCACAGUCACCCCCUAG